CCGUAAGGAGCGCCGCUUUUGCUGUGUGUGUCUCUCCUGCAAUCAGUGGCGCUCCGUAGCUAACAGUGUAGCCCUGACCAUGACCUGACCUCACUGCUGCAGGCGUGUCCGCCCACUUCACCUGACCAGGCAGAGUGUGCGGGACGGGACCCGGAAGCGGAGGCAUGCGUAGCAGCAGCAGCAGCAGCAGCAGCAGCUGGAGGUGUCAGCUCUCCCGGGCCGCGAGGCUGGCUCUGCGCUGGUGCCGGCGGCGGCGGUGGCGGUGGCGGCGCCGCCCGCAGCCAGGGGCCCCCGGCGGCCGGCUCCUGGCGCUGUGGGGCUACGGCGCGCUGCUGCUCAAGUCGCUGUGCUCCAACAGCCUCGCCGACGGCGACACGCUGCUGGACUGCGCGUUCGAACCCGUCUACUGGAUCGUGGACAGCGUGACGCGGUGGUUCGGAGCGGUUUUCGUCUGCCUCGUGGUGCUGCUGACGACCUCGGUCGUGGUAAUCGUGUACCUUUUCGUCCUGCCCACCAUCGUCAGCACCUACCCUUCGUACUGGGUGGCCUGGCACCUGAGCUGUGGCCACUGGCUUCUGGUCAUGGUGGUGUUCCAUUACUACAAGGUCACCACCACCUCCCCGGGCCACUCGCCCAAGGACAAAAUUCACAUCCCCUCGGUGUCCAUCUGCAAGAAGUGCAUCACUCCGAAACCGCCCAGGACGCACCACUGCAGCAUCUGCAACACCUGUGUGCUGAAGAUGGAUCACCACUGCCCCUGGGUGAACAACUGCGUGGGCCACUUCAACCACCGCUACUUCUUCUCCUUCUGCCUGUACAUGACGCUGGGCUGCUUCUACUGCAGCAUGAGCAGCAAAGCCUUGUUUCUGGAGGCCUACGACGCCAUAGAGAGAUUCUAUCAGAUCCCCGGUCCGACCGAAGCCUCCCCCGAGACCACCGCUCACAAGAGCAUCAUCUUCCUCUGGGUGCUGACCAGCACGGUGUGUGUGGCUCUGGGAGGACUCACCCUUUGGCACAUGAUAAUCAUCAGCAGAGGAGAGACCAGCGUGGAGCGUCACAUCAACAACAAGGAGACCAGGAGGCUGCGGGAGAAGGGCAAGGUUUUCAAAAACCCGUAUCACCACGGUCCCAUGAACAACUGGAAGUUACUGUUGGGCGUGGAAAGACGGAGCCACUGGUUCACGAGGGUCCUCCUGCCCUCCAGCCACCUUCCCGACGGGGACGGCAUCAUGUGGGACUUCUCCUUCGCCAGGAGCGACCCCAUGGCCAUCUGAGCCUCUGCUCCUGGAGCUUGAGAUCCCUGCUCUGGACUUCUAAAGGGUGCUGCUGGACGGCACGGCUUCUCCUUAACUGACCACUGUGCACCAACACCACAGCCUCUUCUGAGUAGGGGGG
Molecule: messenger RNA, 1395 nt
Organism: Pungitius pungitius (ninespine stickleback)
Lineage: Eukaryota; Metazoa; Chordata; Actinopteri; Perciformes; Gasterosteidae
Gene: zdhhc16b
Product: zinc finger DHHC-type palmitoyltransferase 16b
Exons: 10
Coding region: 165-1274 (369 amino acids)
Biological process (GO): protein palmitoylation
Cellular component (GO): Golgi apparatus
Molecular function (GO): palmitoyltransferase activity
Source: RefSeq, a predicted model, not a curated record